CAACGAGAAGAAAGCCUCUGGAGAUAUCGAACAAAUUUCGCGUCAUCUUCUACGCGACCGGACCAGACCAGCGUCCUCCUUAUAACAUUUCCUAUUAUUAAAAUUAAAAAUUAAAAAUUAAAAAACCUCCGCUGCUCAUCAUCACUCUCCCUAUUUCCUUAUAUCUUUCAUUCCUCAGUAUCUGUUUCAGAUUUGUUAUUCCUUUUUAUUUUCUGGGUAAUCUUUUUAAUAAGAACAAUGCAAGCCACUCAAGCAGUGAGCAAUGGAGCUGCAGAAGCUCCUCCUGCUCAGGCUGGUCCCGAAAAUGUGAAGGAAGAAGCUACAGACCCUGGACCCGCUGGGAGGCGCCCAGACAUAUCACUUCAAAUACCCCCAAGGCCUGCGGCUUUUGGCAGUAGCCGCAGCGGAAAGGGUUUACUCCAGUCUCAAGGCUCCUCUAAGGGUAGCUCACUAUCAGGUGGCCUCUUCCGGGGUUUAAGCUUCAAGAAAAAAGCUACUCUACCAGAUGGUGAGAAAAGCUUCCUCCUUAGUACAGACCCCAGUAAAGCUCCUGAAAGUCCUACAAUAGCCAAUUUUGCAUCAGCUCUUCCUUGGGCAAGAUGUACCUCACUUCCUGUUACGCCGGCGUCAAAUUUGUCCCCCGCUGUUUCUACACCUAUCUCUGCGAGGAUGUAUAAUGAAGUGCACAAGCCACAUAAAGAAACUGUUCAGGCUACAGUUUCAAGGUCCCUGUCUGUGCCUGGACGAAAUAUUGUCAUUGUAAGAUCCGUAUCUUUUGCUACUCGAAAUGAGCAGACCCAAACAGAUCCUAGUAAUGAUCAAAUAACUCCAGUUCCAGUGGAGGAGACCAAUGAUGAAGAAAUUCCAGAAGAAGAAGCAGUGUGCAGGAUAUGUCUUGAUGUAUGUGAAGAACAAAAUACACUCAAAAUGGAAUGCUUUUGCAAAGGUGCUCUCAGACUUGUGCAUGAAGAGUGUGCCAUUAAGUGGUUUAGCACAAAAGGAAACAAGAAAUGUGAUGUAUGUGGGAAAGAGGUUCAGAAUUUACCUGUAACCUUACUUCGGGUGCAGAGCUCUGUUCAAAGGGGUAUCAGACAGGAGCACAAUCAACAGAGCUUGCGUCCAGAAACGAUAAGUGCCUGGCAGGACUUUGUGGUACUGGUCUUAAUUAGCACAAUAUGCUAUUUCUUCUUCCUAGAGCAGCUACUGAUUGGUGACUUGAAAACUCAAGCGAUUGUUAUUGCAGCACCAUUUGCAUUUACAUUGGGCCUCUUGGCAUCCAUAUUUUCCAUCAUCCUUGCAAUCAAGGAGUAUAUAUGGACAUAUGCAGCUCUUGAGUUUGCACUUGUGGCCAUUCUCGUCCAUUUGCUCUACUCUGUACUUCAUCUGAUGGCUAUUUACUCAAUAUUGAUUGCUUCGGUAUUGGGUUUUGGUAUAGCCAUGAGCCUCAACUCAUUGUAUAUGCACUAUUUCACCUGGAGAGUUCAAGUUGCACAAAAUCAAAACUCCAGCCCAGUAUGACUGAAUCCUGGUACAAACAAGGAAUCGCUUGCAUUGUGUUCGCCAAUUGUUAACAAAUUAGUGUACAUCCAUUACUCAGGCCAAAUUUAACUGCUUCCUGCCAAAUUUAACUAAUAGUAUACAGGGCUUUGUAUUAUAUAAAGAUGAAGCCUGUAAGAUCCAAGUUUUUUGGCCAAUUGCUUUUGCUGUUUUUAUUUAUUUAUUUUAAUUCUGAGCAUAAGUGCA
Messenger RNA from Prunus dulcis (almond), 1743 nucleotides. RefSeq lists its product as uncharacterized. NCBI's taxonomy places the organism in Eukaryota, Viridiplantae, Streptophyta, Magnoliopsida, Rosales, Rosaceae. The record is from RefSeq and is a predicted model, not a curated record. Gene Ontology annotation, molecular function: zinc ion binding. The transcript is spliced from 8 exons. Bases 238 to 1518 code for a protein of 426 amino acids.